Molecule: messenger RNA, 817 nt
Organism: Sceloporus undulatus (fence lizard)
Lineage: Eukaryota; Metazoa; Chordata; Lepidosauria; Squamata; Phrynosomatidae
Gene: NDUFA8
Product: NADH:ubiquinone oxidoreductase subunit A8
Exons: 4
Coding region: 161-679 (172 amino acids)
Biological process (GO): mitochondrial electron transport, NADH to ubiquinone
Source: RefSeq, a predicted model, not a curated record
AGCGGCGCAGAAGACAGGGAACGCAUGCGCAGUUGAUCAAUGGCGCGCAUGCGCGUUGUCGCCAGGCUUGAGGCCUAGUCCGUGAGGGAGGGCGGCCGAAGGGGAGACUGCGGUUCGAGGGGAGGUCGGGUCGCCCCUUCCCCGAAUAACGGUCGGGGAAAUGCCGGCCAAGAUCGAGCUACCGACGCUGGAGGAGCUGGAAGUGAAGGAGGUGAGUGUGAGCUCAGCAGUACUGAAAGCGGCUGCCCACCAUUAUGGCUCCCAGUGCGACAGACCCAACAAGGAGUUCAUGCUUUGCCGCUGGGAGGAGAAGGACCCACGGAAAUGUCUCAAGGAAGGCAAGGAAGUGAACAAGUGCGCCUUGGAUUUCUUUAGGCAGAUCAAGCUGCACUGUGCUGAGCCGUUUACCCAGUAUUGGACCUGCAUUGACUACAAUGGGCUGCUGGAGCUGCGCCACUGCCGCAAACAGCAGCAGGUCUUUGACGAAUGUGUGCUGGACAAGCUGGGCUGGGUCAGACCGGAUUUGGGCCAACUGUCAAAGGUCACCAAAGUGAAGACUGACCGGCCAAUCCCUGAGAAUCCCUAUCAUUCCAGGGAAAGACCGCCACCAAACCCACCUAUUGAAGGCGAGUUGAAGCCUGCUAAAUAUGGUAGCCGGAUGUUUUUCUGGAACUGGUAAAGGGGUGUGUGUGUGUGUGUGAGUGUGUGCAGCAGACACCUGGGCUGCCUCAAAACUUGUGGAAUGUAAAUUACUCUUGACUGGCGUGUAUCAGAUGCUAUCUAUAUUUGCUGGUAAUUAAAUAUCCUUUAAACCAUA